Anoplophora glabripennis (Asian longhorned beetle) is the source of this 1341-nucleotide messenger RNA. RefSeq names its product 28S ribosomal protein S29, mitochondrial (gene mRpS29). The coding region runs from base 155 to 1318 and encodes 387 amino acids. The transcript has 2 exons. The record is from RefSeq and is a predicted model, not a curated record. Lineage: Eukaryota; Metazoa; Arthropoda; Insecta; Coleoptera; Cerambycidae. Gene Ontology annotation, molecular function: structural constituent of ribosome. Gene Ontology annotation, cellular component: mitochondrial small ribosomal subunit; mitochondrial ribosome. Gene Ontology annotation, biological process: apoptotic process.
AAUGUGAAAAUUUCAUUUAUGUAAAAAUAAAUUGAAUCAAAUAAGAAUUAUAUUAAAAAAAAUAUUACUUAAUUAUUCUUAAGUUUAAAAGGUAAUACAGUUUGUUACAUUGACAAAAAAUAUAAAUAUAUUUAUAGUUUAUAUUAAGUUAGAUAUGUUGAAGAGUGUGGAGACAAUUUUUAAGAGAACCAUAUCACACAAGAAGACGCGAGUAUUUCUCCUAUCCACAGCAGCACAAACUAAAAAUGAAGAAAGAUUAUCAAGUUUCCGAACAACUGAAAAUGAUCCGGUUAAGCAUACAACCGACCAUUUAAGUCAGUUCUAUAAGGUCGACGAGAAGGACAAGAAGUCGCUUUUUCUCUAUGGAGGGCUGCCCAAAUCCUUUCAGCUACAGGCGAAAACAUUUAACGAAACAUGUUUAAUGAUCCGACAGCCAGCAAUUGAUAUAAUCAACUGUAUUAAAUCGAUAGAUUUCUCUAAGCCUGCUGUUAGAUUUGUUUUAUACGGUGAAAUGGGCAGUGGGAAGUCACUGUCGUUAGCACACGUGAUACAUUAUUGUUUUAGAAACAACUUUUUAAUAGUACAUGUUCCUUGGCUCGGCAACUGGAUGCGAAGAUGUCAGGAAUAUAGCAACUCCGAAACCAAAGAAGGGUUUGUGGACUUGAAUAUAGACGCAGCGGCAUGGCUUUUACAUUUUAAGACACAAAACACACAUCUAUUAAGUAACCCAGACAUAAAAACGAGUGAAGAUCAUGUGUGGAGUAAACGUGAAGUAACACCUGCUGGUUCUCCCUUAAGCGAACUGGUGGAGCAUGGUAUUAACAGAGUAAAGUAUGCCUCAACGUGUGCGGUGAUCCUUUGUGACGAAAUAAAGAAAUUAUCUACGCAGGGUGUAUGCAAAACUUUAGUAACGGUAGACGGCUACAAUGCUUUCUUCUAUCCGAAUACGAGGGUGUACACGGAAAAGAAAGAGGUUGUACAUCCUCACAAGGUGACUCUCACGGAGGGAUUCUUGAAUUUAAGUAAAUUCGAUUGGAAUAACGGAGUCGUAGUUCUUACUGUGGACGAAAUUGCUAUCGCCGAAAAGGACCAAAUUUCACAUUUGCCCAAGUACCUGCUAGGGAAAGAUGGGUUUGCUCAUUUAGAUCCGUUUGUGCCAAUUUCGGUGCCUAAUUACUCGAAAAAGGAACUCCUCAGCUGUCUCGAUUACUAUAGGGAGAGAAAAUGGGUGCGACCUUUCGAAGGUCAAGAUGAAGAACUGUCAUUUGUCAGCGGCAAUAAUCCUUAUAAAUUAAUGAAUAUCUGUGCACCCUUGUAAAACUAAUAAAUAGCUUAGGCGAA